AUGAGUCGGUCUAUCGCUCUUAGAGCUUCAAAACAAGUCCGCUCUGCUCGCUACUACAGCAUUGUACAUGACGUCCCCCGGAGCGCAGCCAGCUUAACCCAGAACUCUCCCCCACCACAACCUCAAUCCCAGUCUAUCUUCGAUCAGGCAGUCAACGCCACUGGUCCUCGCAAUGACUGGACGAAGGAGGAGAUCUCACAGAUUCACCAGCGGCCGUUGAUGGAGCUGGCGUUCGCUGCCGGAACUGUUCACCGACGUUUUCAUAAACCUUCGGCUGUCCAGCUAUGUACCCUUAUGAACAUCAAGACUGGCGGCUGCACCGAGGACUGCUCUUACUGCGCCCAAUCCUCUCGCUACAAGACCAAUCUCGAAGCUACCAAACUGUCCACUGUUGAGUCUGUGCUGGAAGCUGCAAAGAUUGCCAAAGCCAACGGAUCCAAUCGGUUCUGUAUGGGUGCUGCAUGGCGUGACAUGCGCGGUCGGAAACGAGGUCUCAAGAACAUUGUUGAAAUGGUCAAAGGGGUACGGUCCCUGGGUAUGGAAGCAUGUGUGACUCUUGGAAUGGUGGAUAAGGCACAGGCUCUGGAACUGAAAGAAGCCGGCCUGACCGCCUACAACCACAACCUGGACACGUCUCGCGAACACUACCCUAACAUUAUCACUACUCGAAGCUAUGACGAGCGGUUACAGACCCUCGAAAAUGUGCGGGAAGCAGGCAUUCAUGUCUGCAGUGGUGGAAUCCUUGGCCUGGGCGAGACACCCCAGACCGACCAUGUUGGCCUGAUCUACACCCUGGCCACUCUUCCAGGCCACCCCGAGUCUUUCCCCGUUAACAAACUAGUGCCCAUCAAGGGCACUCCGAUGUUUGGGCAAGAGCCGGUCAAACUGGAAGAUAUGGUCCGGGUGAUUGCGACCGCUCGACUGGUGAUGCCCAAGACCAUCAUCCGAAUCGCAGCAGGGAGAGUCAGUAUGCCCGAGAGCGAGCAGAUGCUUUGCUUUAUGGCAGGUGCCAAUGCCAUUUUCACGGGCGAGAAGAUGUUGACGACGGAGUGCAAUGGUUGGGACGAGGAUAAGGCCAUGUUUGAACGUUGGGGAUUGACGCCCAUGCAGACCGAGGCCAGUAAGAUUGUCGAGGAACCCAAGUUUGAGGCACGGAGUUUCGAUGAAAUGAAACACCAGAGUCACGCACCGGAACAAAGCUGUGCCGUAAACCAACAUCACGCAUAA
Exophiala aquamarina CBS 119918 is the source of this 1227-nucleotide messenger RNA. RefSeq names its product biotin synthetase. Gene Ontology annotation, biological process: biotin biosynthetic process. The coding region runs from base 1 to 1227 and encodes 408 amino acids. The record is from RefSeq and is a predicted model, not a curated record. Gene Ontology annotation, cellular component: mitochondrion. The transcript is spliced from 2 exons. Gene Ontology annotation, molecular function: biotin synthase activity; 2 iron, 2 sulfur cluster binding. NCBI's taxonomy places the organism in Eukaryota, Fungi, Ascomycota, Eurotiomycetes, Chaetothyriales, Herpotrichiellaceae.